AACUCAGGGCGAACACUCCCGUUAUCUCCGGUCCUGACGGACUGCCGUCACUUCCUGUAGUCGACCACAGAGAUGCCUGCGUGAAGAAGUGAAAGCAGCGGGCCACGUUGUGUUGAAGGAUGUGUUGUUAGUUUUCAGUCGCCGUCUGGGUCGAGGUAACGUUAACAAACCUGUGACUGACGGUAUUAACCGGUAACGUCUCGGAAGUGAUCGUAGGAGAGAGACUCUUUUCCUCGGUGACAGUUGAACCGACGCGAACUUGUGACCCGCCAAAAGCCACGCAGAGGGUUCAGCGAGGAAGAGACCAUUUUGUACUUUUUCUGUUUUCAGUAAGGUUUUUAUUGAACAUGAGCGGCGGAUUUAACUUCGGACAAGCCUCCACGGGUUUCUCUUUCGGAGCUCAGAAGACCACAGCCGCAGUCCCCGGGACCGGCACCGGGACCGGGACCGGGACCGGGACCGGGACCGGGACCGGCUGUGGCGGGGGCUUCCUAUCCGGAUCCGUCGGAGGUUUCGGGCCUCUCGGAACCGGCGCUCUCGCUCCUCGCGCUCCCGCUCCUUGUUGCGCGGCUUCGGGAGUUUGGGCCCAAAACUGUCCGGAGACAAGCUCCGGUCGCGGCUGUCGUUGCGGUUGCGGCUGCGGGAUCGAGUGCGGGGUCUCCGGGCCCGAGGGCUCCGAGGCUCCCCGCCGCCGUCCGAGCUGGAGCGGUCCGACAUCGGCUGAAUCCGGACUCACACUGGACCUACGGCACACUGCGAGGACACAAAGGUUUCUGUCUUUAAUACGCAAUUAUUCCGCGACCACCCACUGUGUGCCUCAGCGUGUUCUGGUGUGCACGCCGUCGAGGGGUCGUUGUGGCUGUUUGUCUGGGCCAAUUCAAUAUUCCCCUGCUGGGAAUAAUGACCUCCAGCCCGCCCCUGCCCCUGCCCCUGCCCCCGCCGCCACAACUGCAGCCGCCACAACAGGCAUCGCUACCGGCAUCGCUACCGGCUUCACCCUGGGGCUCCGACCUGCAUCCAGCGCAGGUACCACAGCAACUGCUACAGCCACAGCAAUCACUACGACCGCUGCUCCUCCCGUGAUGACCUACGCGCAGCUGGAGGGUCUCAUUAACAAGUGGAGUCUUGAGCUUGAGGACCAGGAGAGACAUUUCUUACAGCAGGCGACUCAGGUGAACGCCUGGGACCGCAUGCUGGUGGAGAACGGCGAGAAGAUCACGUGUCUGCACAAGGAGAUGGAGAAGGUGAAGCUGGACCAGAGGAGGUUGAACCAGGAGCUGGAUUUCAUCCUGUCCCAGCAGAAGGAGCUGGAGGACUUGCUCUGCCCGCUUGAGGAGUCGGUGAAAGAGCAAAGUGGGACCAUCUACAUGCAAAACGCAGACGAGGAACGCGAGAGGACGUACAAGCUCGCCGAGAACGUGGACGCACAGCUGAAGAGGAUGUCCCAGGACCUGAAGGAGAUCAUCGAGCACCUGAACACGUCCAGCGGCCCAGCAGAUACCAGUGACCCACUUCAGCAGAUCUGUAAAAUCCUCAACACCCACAUGGAUUCACUUCAGUGGAUCGAUCAGAACUCGGUUCUUCUGCAGAGGAGAGUCGAGGAGGUGUCCAAAUUGUGCGACAACCAGCGCAAAGAGCAGGAGAAAACCUUUCGCUUAACGUUUGACUGAUUGACACUCCCAUGUAUGUUCACAUAAUGCUAACUGUGGAUUUAGGUUUUUUCUUUUUCUUCCAGUAGUCAGAAGGUCUGUUAAACGCUCCAGAUGUUUUGGAUACAUUCAUCACAACUCCGGUUGAGUUGCUUUUCCCCCCCUCAGCUGUUAGGGUUGCAUAAAGAGUGAUAUUUUCAAUUUAAUGGCUUUUAUAUAGAGUAGAGAAUGAAUGGUGAUCUGUUCCCAUGUAAAUCCUUUGCUUGUUCUAUAAUAGUACGAUUAAAUAAAUCUCUUGAGUAAGA
This is a messenger RNA of Morone saxatilis (striped sea-bass), 1954 nucleotides long. It is a transcript of the gene nup62l, whose product is annotated as nucleoporin 62 like. The record is from RefSeq and is a predicted model, not a curated record. The transcript is spliced from 4 exons. Lineage: Eukaryota; Metazoa; Chordata; Actinopteri; Moronidae. The coding region runs from base 348 to 1670 and encodes 440 amino acids. Gene Ontology annotation, cellular component: nuclear pore central transport channel; nuclear pore. Gene Ontology annotation, molecular function: phospholipid binding; structural constituent of nuclear pore. Gene Ontology annotation, biological process: RNA export from nucleus; protein import into nucleus.